Rhinichthys klamathensis goyatoka is the source of this 1419-nucleotide messenger RNA. It is a transcript of the gene nanog, whose product is annotated as nanog homeobox. Bases 177 to 1334 code for a protein of 385 amino acids. Lineage: Eukaryota; Metazoa; Chordata; Actinopteri; Cypriniformes; Leuciscidae. The record is from RefSeq and is a predicted model, not a curated record. Gene Ontology annotation, biological process: regulation of transcription by RNA polymerase II. The transcript has 4 exons. Gene Ontology annotation, molecular function: DNA-binding transcription factor activity, RNA polymerase II-specific; RNA polymerase II cis-regulatory region sequence-specific DNA binding.
CUUCUCCACGCACUUUUUUUUUAUCAGGUCAUGUCAAGGGGUCUUUUUGCGUGAUUAUGAGGAGGAGAGCUAUUAUCGGCAUCUGUUUUCGAGGGUAGUCAAACCCUUUGGGUUUUUGUAGUCAGGUGCUAUUCUCUGCACAUUUGUUUUUUGCUCUGCGUUCAUCCGACAAGGGAAUGGCGGAUUGGAAGAUACCAGUGAGUUACAACUUCAACCCAUCUUAUCAUGCGUAUGCAUACGGGCUCGUGUAUCCGCAGGUGUCUGAGCACGGCCACCCGAAUCUGAGCUGGGCCGAGGCCGCGUACGCUCAGUCCGGCGGGGUCACCGCGAGCUAUUACUCCUCUCAAACCACACAGCAGUCGGCAUCCUGGAGCUCAGAGACCGGCAAUGCGAGCAACUACGGCAACUACCCGAGCCACACGCAGAACGGACGGCUCUUCAUCUCAUAUAAUAAGACUGAGCCCGAUCCAAAGGUCAAAGAUGCAGAGCAGGCCAGCAGCGAUACACCCAGUGACUCAGAGGCUCAUACCCCAGAUUCCUGGAGCUCAGGGAGCAGUCGUGAGGGGGGCGCUCUGACCAAUCUCAGUCACCCGUCCUGGAAAGAUCAGGACUACGAAACGGAUAGUGGCAGUCCUGACAGCGGACAACCGAUCUCAAACUCCGUCUCUGCUGAAGGAGAGGAGCUGGUGAGUCAGAAUUUGGGGGUGGAUGCCUUGCCGCCUCUGCCCACGCUGACCACAUCUCCAGCCCGACGUCCAGCCCAGCCUCGGAAGACUCGUGCUGCCUUUUCUGAGGAGCAGAUGAAUGCUCUUAUCCACCGGUUUAAUGUCCAGAGAUACCUCACGCCCGCAGAGAUGAAGACUCUGGCUGGAGGGACGGGACUAACAUACAAACAGGUGAAAACGUGGUUUCAAAAUCGUAGGAUGAAACUCAAGAGGCAUCAAAGAGAUAGUAGUUGGAUGACCGAGAGAUACGUCAUUAAUGCCGUACCAAACACCUCAGCUGCUCAUUCUCAGUUUCAGACUGAAACCGCUCGAGCAAACCAAGAUCACUACAGUAACCCUCAGGUGAGAGAGCCUCUGUUCAAGAGGAGUCCUCAACAAACGCCCAUCUACCCCAGCUACCCACAGCCACGCUCUCCUUCUCAGGCCACUGCAAGACCCCUGGGAAACUGGCCUCUGCCCCCAGCUGUGACGCACUAUGAGUUCCCCAACCCUACUAGCUACAUUCAAGCCCGUGAUGGUGGCAAUGCAGUGAACAAAGGAAGCAGCCCUACUCAAAUGGCAUCCAUGCCGAGUGCCCAAUGGUCAACAAAAGGAAUGACUUUGCUGUGAGUGCGGCUGCUUGUUGUAUAUAUCCAUUGCUUUCACCCCCCGCAGCCUUGGGUACUCCCUGUAUUUGUAAAUAUAUAAUUUUUGG